AUGGCGGACAUUGAAUUGUCUGGGGAAAACAACACAAUGUUAGCAACAACGGUGUAUAAGACACAUCAAAAUGACAUGGAUGGCCCUGACGCAGAUCUGGCAACGGAGGAUAAUGAAAAUACCAAACGAGUGGAUUUACAUGUAACGACUGAGACACCAAAGAUGAUCUACAGUCUCAGUGAUAUCCCCCCAGCCCAUGUCACCUUCGGCCUCGCAAUGCAGCAAGUAUUGGUCAGUAUUUCAAGGUGUCUCUCCGUGACUCUCGUCUUCGCUGAAUGCAUGUGCGCCGGAGACAACGAGCUCCUUAAAACCAAGGUUCUGUCUUCUACAAUGUUUGUGACUGGCCUGACAACAUUCCUCAUGUCGACCUUCGGUAUCAGACUCCCAGUGUUCCAAGGCCCGGAUACCUACUACUUGAUACCGUUGCUUACCAUGACAUCCUUUGCAGAGUGGAAGUGUCCAACCCAGGAAUCACUUGCAGAGUUGUAUGAAAACACAACAGUGAAUGUGUCCCUCAACACUCGCGGGCUGCUGCCUGUGCCGGAUGAGUUCAUCGAUAAUAAAAUACAACAGUUGAUGGGAAGUCUUAUGCUCGCUGGAGUCAUACACACUUUGAUAGGAGCUACAGGAUUGGUUGGUUUAUUGCUACGUUUCAUUGGUCCCGUGACCGUCGUUCCUGCAAUAACAUUGGCUGGGCUCUUCCUGUCAAAAGUCGCCUCGAAGUUCUCGGAAACUCACUGGGGAAUUGCUGUUGUAACUGCUGCCAUUGCCUUCAUUCUGUCGACCAGCAUGUCAAAUAUUUCCACUCCAUUCCCGGCCUGGAGCCGACAGAAGGGCUUUCACUUGUCAUGGACUGGCAAUCACAAAACAUUUGCAGUGAUGAUAUCUAUGGUUGUGGGUUGGGCUCUGUCAGCCAUCUUGACUGUGACUGGUUCUCUGUCUCCGGACCCUAAGAACAUCCAGUACUACGCCCGUACAGACUCACGGACACACGUCAUCAGUGACAGCAGCUGGUUUUCCUUCCCUUACCCAGGUCAAUUUGGAAUGCCUCAAUUCAACGCAUUUGCAUUCACAAGUUUCAUGAUGUCAACUUUCCUGUCGAUUAUUGACUCAAUCGGCGACUACAGCGCAUGCGCACGUACUGCCUACCUUCCACCACCGCCUGCUCACGCAGUCAACAGAGGCAUCUCUGUGGAAGGUGCUAUGGUGAUCCUCGCAGGAGGUCUUGGAAUAGGUCAUGGCACAUCUUCCUAUGGCUACAACAUUUCCAUGAUCGGACUGACAAAGGUGUCCAGCCGUCGCGUUCUACAACUGACAGGAGUAAUCUUCAUUCUUCUGAGCAUCUUCACCAAACUGGGGGCCGUCUUUGUCACCAUUCCCUACUCUGUGCUGGGGGGCUCUAUGCUCAUUCUGUAUGGGCCACUCGUGGGUUUCAUUCUCUCCAACCUACAGGUUGUAGAUCUGUCAUCCACUCGGAACGUUGUCAUCAUUGGCACUUCUCUCUUUGUUGGGUUCAUGAUUCCCGACUGGGUUACCACCCGUCCAGAUGCAAUCAAAACAGGUAAUUCAGAUGCUGACAGUUUCAUCAAGAUCCUUCUGUCCAACCCAAUGCUGAUCGGCGGAGUAAUUGCCUGCGUCCUAGACAACGCCACGCCAGGAACACGACACGAGCGGGGGCUGGACUGGUGGGAGGAUGACUACAACACGUCUGCUGAGAACCCGUAUGUAGAGGGGUCGGAGGUGUAUGAUCCCCUCUUUAUACCACGGCGACUCAGAAGGUCAAAAUGGGCCCGUUUCAUCCCCGUAAUACCACGUCACAAACAGUGAUAUUCUCUCUGUAUCUUACAACAGGAUGUCAUUUCUCAUACUGCGAAUGGUGGCAGUAAAUCAUGUGAUGUCAUGUAUCAUAUUGCAUAUUGUUGGAGUAAUCAUGUGAUGUCAUGUAUCAUAUUGCAUAUUGUUGGAGUAAUCAUGUGAUGUCAUGUAUGAUAUUGCAUAUUGUUGGAGAAAUCAUGUGAUGUCAUGUAUCAUAUUGCAUAUGCAUGGAGUAAUCAUGUGAUGUCAUGUAUCAUAUUGCAUAUUGUUGGAGUAAUCAUGUGAUGUCAUGUAUCAUAUUGCAUAUUGUUGGAGUAAUCAUGUGAUGUCAUGUAUGAUAUUGCAUAUUGUUGGAGAAAUCAUGUGAUGUCAUGUAUCAUAUUGCAUAUGCAUGGAGUAAUCAUGUGAUGUCAUGUAUCAUAUUGCAUAUUGUUGGAGUAAUCAUGUGAUGUCAUGUAUCAUAUUGCAUAUGCUUUGAGAAAACAUGUGAUGUCAUGUAUCAUAUUGGAUAUGCUUUGAGUAAUCAAGUGAUGUCAUGUAUCAUAUUGCAUAUGCUUGGAGUAAUCAUGUGAUGUCAUGUAUUAUACUGCAUUAGAUUGCAGUAACAUAUAUGAUGUAAUGUACCAUGUUAUAAAGUUGCAGUAAAUAUGUGAUGAUAAUUGCAUAUUUGUAAAGUAUUAGAUAACACUGCAUUUAAAUGUCAACGCCAGA
Molecule: messenger RNA, 2526 nt
Organism: Haliotis rufescens (red abalone)
Lineage: Eukaryota; Metazoa; Mollusca; Gastropoda; Lepetellida; Haliotidae
Product: solute carrier family 23 member 2-like
Exons: 11
Coding region: 1-1827 (608 amino acids)
Biological process (GO): transmembrane transport
Cellular component (GO): membrane
Molecular function (GO): transmembrane transporter activity
Source: RefSeq, a predicted model, not a curated record